UACACAAGAUAUUUUCUCACUGAUGAUGUGGCAUCCAGAAAAUAUCCCUGACACGUGUAAAAGCGACGCCAUGUGGAGCCUUCUUUUUUUUUUUUUUUUAUUUGUUUUGUAAUACUUCUUCUUCAACCGAACAAUUCAACAAAAGGGUUUCUUCUUCUUCUUCUUCUUCUUCUUUUCUUCUUCUCUCAUUUCUAAAUCAAAAUUUUCGCGCACCAUGGAACAAGAUCUCCGUCUCCGCAGUCACCUCCACUCACCGACGUUUCCCUCCGAUCCAGAGCCAUUUCCUGAGUUGACUCGCUCAGGUUCUUACUCCGACUCCGACUCCUCCGCCACCACCGUCGACAACACCUCCCGUGAUACCGCUCCGUUUCUGGACACGUCUAGAAGAUGGACAGAUCAACUGCACAAGUUAUAUCUCAGCUCUUUAGAGGCCUCCUUUGUGAAUGAGUUGCAUCAUUCUAUACACUUACGUGGCCGGAGAUUUCACAAUAAUGCUGAUGAAGCAUAUAAAUGUAGAGCUCUGCAAAAUACACCUACUAUGCCUAGGCAGUCUCUGGCUCUACAAGAUGGCUUCCAGGAGAAGAUCAACCUUGAAAAAAUUGCACCUAUGUUAGAGAGUGCAGCUGAUUCUCAUGUUCUUGCAGGAAGUGAACCAGGAUUUGCAAUGGUAGAUAAAGUUUGUAGUUUGAGAGAGCCUAUUACCUAUGACCAUGGCUUAUUUCGUAACAAGGAGAUUCAUGCCAGUGGAAGUUCACCAUCUGCCAACAGGUCAGCAAAAAGUUGUUUGGAGAAGCAAUGCUCAUUCAAUGAAGAAUCGGGUUGCAGUAGUACAGAGGUCACUGAUCAAAACUUCAAGGAUGAAGUAGCCAGUUCAAGCAGCAUGCCCAAGGCUAAAAGGUUGAAGACAGCUGCAGCUAAUGGUUCAAGCACCGAUCAAGUUGUCCCAUUUGGAAAGUUUCAGACAACUGAUGUUUCAACGGUUAGCAAUUCAACACCAGAGAAUGAAGGACAGGAAUUGCUAUCUGAACUCCCAGAGAGCUUCCGUAUCCCAAAGUCUGAUCUGCCUUUUCUCCAGGAUAGGUAAUAUGUAACUUAGAUUAAAGCCUCAAAUUCUACAGUGGACGUGAUAUAGCACAAGAGAUUAAAGCCUCAAAUUCUACAGUGGACGUGAUAUAGCACAAGAGAAUAGAAAAAUUUACGUGGUGCCCUUUCAAGAAACUUGAGGGUCUUAUGUAAAGGAAAAUCAGAUGUGGCAACCCUAUUCUUGUCGAAUUUAGUGCUGGUUAGGUUACCCAUACCAUAGGGUUUAAUGUAACACAGUGAGGAAGAAUCCUUUGAUAGCAAUAUGCUUCAACAUAGUACAAACUACAAAAUAUGAUUUUGUAUGAUUUUUUGUUAGAUGAAUUUUUGGGUGAUUAACCAACGUUUAGUAUCCCAUUGGACCAACAUAAUUGACUAUCUAAUAUGUAUUGUUUUUUUUUUGUACAUCUAAUAUGUAUGGUUAGUGGAAGCCAUUUAUAAUAAGGUAGAGUUAUUAGUGA
Trifolium pratense (red clover) is the source of this 1541-nucleotide messenger RNA. RefSeq names its product cold-regulated protein 27. Gene Ontology annotation, biological process: response to cold; regulation of circadian rhythm. Lineage: Eukaryota; Viridiplantae; Streptophyta; Magnoliopsida; Fabales; Fabaceae. The transcript has 5 exons. The record is from RefSeq and is a predicted model, not a curated record. Bases 215 to 1084 code for a protein of 289 amino acids.